AUGCCUACCCCUUCUGCCGACAGAAUCGCCGAGAUCGUGGCCGGCUUCCGCCCUCGUGCCCGCGCCCCGUCGCCCCGCACCCUCCGCCGCCAGGUAGCACGCACCGCCCGCAUUGAGGCCGUGCUGGAGGAGAGACGGCGCGGAGGCCACCUCCAACAGUGGCACAUCGACUGGGCCCCCUGCGGCCACGAAGGGCACCGUUGUGUGGUCCGAAUGGACCACUAUUGCCGCAAUGCGGCGGGAGAGUACGAGUUUCGGGGGUCGGUGGCAGUGAUGCGCUGCCUGCACUGCACGGCGUGGGAGCUCGGUCUGCCCUGGGAGGAGGCCGCCUGGGCGAUACAACAUUCGGAAGAUUGGCGCGCGGCGUGGCUCCUCAUGCUGCCCUGGGGAGUUGUUGUGCCGCUGUGGGGGUUCCAGUGA
Messenger RNA from Mytilinidion resinicola, 420 nucleotides. RefSeq lists its product as uncharacterized. Bases 1 to 420 code for a protein of 139 amino acids. The record is from RefSeq and is a predicted model, not a curated record. The transcript has 2 exons. NCBI's taxonomy places the organism in Eukaryota, Fungi, Ascomycota, Dothideomycetes, Mytilinidiales, Mytilinidiaceae.